GGUUUUGUAAUAUUGAUUUUAGGGAGUGAAAGUUCGGUAUAUGCAUCAUGGAAGGAAGAGAAGGUAUCAAUCCUGGGAUAACAGUUAUAGGUGCAGAAGCUCCAUCAGCUUAUCAUGUAGCACCAGGGACUGAAGCUCCAAACCAGGUUCAUAAACCUGAAGCAGUAUCAGCAGUGGUCACGGCAGGUGCCGCUGCUGAUGCUUCUGUUGUCGUUGUCUCACCGGUGAGUGUAGGUUUGGAUGGAUCAGUUAAGAAGAAGAGGGGUAGACCAAGGAAAUACGAGCCAAAUGGGUCUGUCAACAUGGCGUUGUCACCAUUGCCUAUCUCAUCUUUGGCUCCUCCUUCUACUAAUGACUUCUCGUCCGUGAAGCGAGGGAAACCACAGGGGAUGGAAUACAAGAGGGCAAAGAAAGUUGUGAUGGAUCAUCUUGAUAUUGUUGCUUUCUUUCCAAGUCUCAACUCAGUUCAUUUACAUAGAUUGUUGUUGGUGAAAGCUGAAGAAACUCUUUUUUUGUGGGAAAGAGAUUAUCUACCUAUCGAUUCUGGUGUUGUGCUUCUAGAUAUCGCUUUUGUUCCUGAAGACCCUUACCAUAUCGCUUUUAUCAUAGCAGACAAUGAGUAUAUUGGUCUGAAUGAGUGCAAGUUCUUCCUCAAAGACAUUGUCAACUCAGGAAGUCAGUUUCCUAUAUGGAUUCACCAAAUAUCAUAG
Vicia villosa (hairy vetch) is the source of this 710-nucleotide messenger RNA. RefSeq lists its product as uncharacterized. Lineage: Eukaryota; Viridiplantae; Streptophyta; Magnoliopsida; Fabales; Fabaceae. The record is from RefSeq and is a predicted model, not a curated record. Bases 48 to 710 code for a protein of 220 amino acids. The transcript has 5 exons.